GAUUAGGGUUUAGAAUUAAUGUUUAGCCCAAUAAAUUAGGCCCAUUUGCAAUAGGAGGGAGAGGUUAGACUUUAGACGCCAUCGCCGUUUCUAGGCGCAGGCGGUGGGUUAUUGCUCCAGUGUAAAUCGCUCAGUGACGCAGGACUCGGCCUCGGAAAUUGGCACUAGUAUAUCGUUAAUCGCAACUUUUGAUUUUGGUCAAGCCUUGUGGUGGAAGUAGAUAAAACCUAAUCCAGAAAUUAUUGAACAAAGCUCUAGGAUCACUAAGUGGGGAAAAAUUUGCAGCAAUGUCGAGUGAUUGGAGAAGAACACUGGGAAAUGUGAGGACGUUUAUAGGGAAUUCAAUGGGAGGCCUUAGAGGAGGAAGCAACCUCGCUUCGUGGCUUGUUGCAGGAACCCUAGCCUACUUUCUCUGGAUCAAGCCCUCCCAGGACCUCAAGAAAGAACAAGAGCAGCAAAGGGCAGCACUUGCAGCUGCAGAUCCUUAUAGAUAUGUUGAGAAACGAAAACCCAUACCGGAUCCGCAGGAAACUGGAUUGAUAUACGGAAACAAGAAUAAAACAAGCAAACCGGUGGAAUAGUUUGCUUGACAUACAGUACUUGAUCUUCUUGGUGUCCUUUGCACUUGCACAAUUGAUAAACAUAAGUAUGUGCUUCAUCUCUAUUUAAGAGUCUGGGUAGGGGGAGGGGACCUUUGCAUCCUUUUUAAGGGAUCACCGAUCUCUGGUUUGUGGAUGACCCAAUGUCUGUGUAUUCAAAUUGUCAUUGAGAUUAAAUGCAGCCACAUAACUGUACGCAAGCAUCUUGUUAGAUUGUAUGCCAUUGCCACCACCAUGUGACAUGUGCAAUAAUGCAAACAUCUAAACUCUAAAGAGAUGUGGAUUUUCUCAUUUAGAUGCUA
Hevea brasiliensis (rubber tree) is the source of this 901-nucleotide messenger RNA. RefSeq lists its product as uncharacterized. NCBI's taxonomy places the organism in Eukaryota, Viridiplantae, Streptophyta, Magnoliopsida, Malpighiales, Euphorbiaceae. Bases 288 to 581 code for a protein of 97 amino acids. The record is from RefSeq and is a predicted model, not a curated record. The transcript is spliced from 4 exons.